AUGUCGUCUUCGUUUGAAGACGACCUCAUGCUACCACAAGGACUUCCAGCGGCGACAACCGACGGUAACCCGUUCAUUGAUACAACUAGCGUGGAAGAGCAACCUGGUGACGUAGACGACUUCGCUUUCGAUCGAUUCUCGACCCCCGUCAAAGAAGCAGACGACAGCGCCAAGGAACAGGAACCAGAUGGAGGGCCUCCCGUCGUCUGCAGCAACGACGGUCUGCUAGCUGAUUUCGCAGACGUCGGAGCCAUGACUGCGAAAGCGGACGAACAACCCGUCGUCCGCCAGGACUCCUUAGUAGACGCCUUUGGAGAAGUCCCGCAAGGUUCGCUUGAAGGGUCUUCUGCUCGUGAACAGGACAUUACGGUGUCUAUAGACAGUGAAGAGGACCCUGCACGUGAUUUCAUCGAACGUGAGCGAGAACUCCUUGCCAGUUUCAACGAGUCGUCCGUCGAAAGUGUCGUCGACUCGACUAGUCCCUUCGCACAAAGCAGUGGCAUGGAUGGGAGUUCUUUUGACGGAACUCCAUCUCGUGGUACUUCACACGGUCCCUCACCAAUUCCGGCGGCGGCCUCGGGAGUGAAAGAAGUCCCGGAACCUGUGAGAAGAGCGCAAGACGAGAUGCGAGAACGACUCGUAAAAAAGGACUCUGAAGAAGCUAGUAGGAUCCUUGAACUGAAUGAAACUGCCCGUCAGGAACUGGAAGAUUGGUACGCUAGGUACCACGAGCAGCUUGGAAAGACUAAGGCUAGAAAUAAGGAAACUCAGAACGUAUUUGUGGAAGAGAGAGACAGAGGGAAUGAGAAAGGAAAAGAGUGGGAAAGUCUAGGGAACAUGUGUAAUUUCAGCAGUAAGGGAUAUAGAGGGACGAAGGAUGUGUCCCGUAUGCGAUCAAUCCUGAUGCAGUUGAAGCAGAAACCUCCAGCCGUUCCUGUUAGUGAAUAA
Molecule: messenger RNA, 948 nt
Organism: Ornithodoros turicata
Lineage: Eukaryota; Metazoa; Arthropoda; Arachnida; Ixodida; Argasidae
Product: clathrin light chain-like
Exons: 1
Coding region: 1-948 (315 amino acids)
Biological process (GO): clathrin-dependent endocytosis; intracellular protein transport
Cellular component (GO): clathrin coat of trans-Golgi network vesicle; plasma membrane; postsynaptic endocytic zone cytoplasmic component
Molecular function (GO): clathrin heavy chain binding; structural molecule activity
Source: RefSeq, a predicted model, not a curated record